This is a messenger RNA of Argentina anserina (silverweed cinquefoil), 1275 nucleotides long. Its product is annotated as F-box/kelch-repeat protein At3g23880-like. The transcript has a single exon. NCBI's taxonomy places the organism in Eukaryota, Viridiplantae, Streptophyta, Magnoliopsida, Rosales, Rosaceae. The record is from RefSeq and is a predicted model, not a curated record. Gene Ontology annotation, molecular function: protein binding. The coding region runs from base 1 to 1275 and encodes 424 amino acids.
AUGGUAGAGCUUUCCAAAUUUGCCGAAGAGAUUUUGGUGGAAAUCUUGUCAAGGCUCCCUCCCAAAUCUCUGGUGCGUUUCAAGUGUGUCCGUAGGUCAUGGAAUGGUUUGAUCAAUAACCCCAACUUUGCAGCCAAACACAUAUCCUCUUCGAAGCGCACCGCGCUUUCAUCAUCCUCCACCACCCUCAUUCUCAGGCGGUUUCUCACUGCAGACGUCAACCCUAACGAGAUGGAAAUGGUAUUGUCAUUGUUCAAUUUUGACAACGAUUUUGAUGGGUUUUUUCUUGAAGAUUUCCAUUUUCCGUAUUCCCUGGGUGUAGGGUGCAGGGGUGAAAUUAAUCCUGCGGGUUCUACGGUUAAUAUUUCAUGUUAUUGCGAUGGAGUUAUAUGUCUAGAUGAUGUGGGUGAAAGAUCAAACAUUAUCUUGUGUAAUCCAGCAAUCAAGGAACUCAGGCUUCUUCCCGAGCCGCAGAUCUCUUCCCCGAAAUAUCCCGGAUCCCCUACAGCUGCCGUGGGCUUUGGUUAUGAUCUUAGGACGAAAAAUUACAAAGUUGUUAGACUCGUACAUACUGGAUGGCAGUAUUGCGAUGAGCAAGAUAUGGAUAUGCCGUAUCUCAAAGCAGAAGUGUUCGACCUCCUUACGAAUCGUUGGAAAGAAAUCAAGAUUGAUGGUUUAUUAAAGGAAAAUACAAUCGUUUUACCUGAAAAUAGAGGACUUUACUUCAAGGGAUUUAUAUACUGGUGUGCAAUGGAACAUGAAAAGGUCUUAGAAACUACAUGCAAUGGUGAUGAUGAGCAAAAAGUAAUCGAGUAUUAUGCACGUAUGAUUGCAUUUGAUAUAGGUAAAGAAAAAUUUCAUGUUAUGAAAAUUAAUCCUGGCUUAUAUGAUGACUGUUGUUUAAUGGGUGGUGUGCUUGGAUUGUGGAAAGAAUCCAUUGCUCUUUGUGUUCGUGGCUGGACUACACUAGACAUAUGGGUGAUGGAUGACUUUGGUGAUGGUAAGGGUUCAUGGACGAAAUACUUGGCUCUCGAGCCGGUGGUAAAAAUUACAUCUCAAUUUGCAUUAUUUGGGAAAGGCGAUGACCAGUUUGUUUUGGUUGCCUGUGAUCGUUCUGAAUUAAUCUUCUACGACAUUUUUACCAACAAGUUUUUGUAUCUCCCUUUAAAUGGUGUGCUUUUACAGUACACUCAGGUUGUCGAAUAUGUGGGUAGUAUAGUUUCAGUCAAUGAAGGCAAUAAGCUUGAUGUGGGAACAGUGUGGGAUUGUGAUUAA